Emericellopsis cladophorae is the source of this 849-nucleotide messenger RNA. RefSeq lists its product as uncharacterized. Bases 1 to 849 code for a protein of 282 amino acids. The record is from RefSeq and is a predicted model, not a curated record. Lineage: Eukaryota; Fungi; Ascomycota; Sordariomycetes; Hypocreales; Bionectriaceae. Gene Ontology annotation, cellular component: U2-type catalytic step 1 spliceosome. Gene Ontology annotation, biological process: mRNA splicing, via spliceosome. The transcript has 2 exons.
AUGUCUGAGCGAAAAGUACUACAAAAGUACUAUCCUCCCGACUUCGACCCAGCGGCUCUGGGUCGUCGUCGCGGGCCCAAGCAGUCAGGCCCCAAGGUACAGACUGUGCGCUUGAUGGCGCCGUUCGCAAUCUCGAGGAAGGAAACGCCCCCCGACGAGAAGUAUCUCGGGAUCCAGAUCUUCCGGUUCUACAUUCGUUGCACCCGCUGCUCCGCCGAGAUCAUCUUCCGCACCGACCCCAAGAUACACGACUACACCAUGGUGAAGGGCGCCGUGCGGAACCAUGAACCAUGGCGCAACCGCGAGGCGGAGGAAGAGUCCACAGACGAGCGCCUAGACCGCCUGGCGCGCGAGGAGGCCGAGGAGGCGGGCGACGAAGAGAAGAAUGCCAUGGCGGAGCUGGAGGCCAAGAACGAAGAUGCGAAGCGUGAGAUGGCGGCGGCCGAUGCGUUGGACGAGAUCCGCCAGCGCAAUGCACGCAUACACCGAUCAGAGAAGGAGGGGAUGGACUUUGCCGAUACGAUUGUCAGAGCAGAGGAUGAGGAGAGGGAGCGUCUGGAGGCAGAGGACGAGGCCGCGGCCAAGGCAGCAUUCGCGGCACGCAGGGCACAGGUGGAGAUUGAUGAAGUGCCCGAGCAUCUUGAGGCGACAAGUGAUGCAUCAUCUAGCAGCGCGCCCAUACCUGGGUCGGAUGAGGCGCUGAUGCCUCCACCACCUGCGCCGGCGGCUGUUGUGAAGACGCCGGUUGAAGGUGCAGCAGCAACGGCGCCAACCUUCAAAAGGGUUGUUAAGAAGAAGAAGGAUCAUUCAGCGAUGCUGGGCAUCAAGAAGAAGCCGUCGCUGGUGUAG